Messenger RNA from Didymodactylos carnosus, 1174 nucleotides. The record is from the annotation of a GenBank genome assembly. Lineage: Eukaryota; Metazoa; Rotifera; Eurotatoria; Philodinida; Philodinidae.
CACAAUUGAAAGAUAUUCAGGUUUGAUUUUAAUAAAGAAUGAUUACCCAUGGUAUUCAUCGCUCUUGUGAACAAUUAUAAACGGUAAAAGUUUAUUGAUGCUGUUCAAAAAAAUGUUUUGUAAAUCAUUAGAAUAUGCAUGUGGCUCUCACGAAAAAACUGUAAUACUUCUACCGAAAUGGAUUUUAAUGUAAGAUAUUAUCUAAAUCAUACGAUAACAAAACUUUUCGUACAAAUUAGACAUUCUAUUGGUGCACUAAACUUAAAAAUAACCUACUUAGUAAGAAAUUUACUUAAGUAUGAUUUCGGAAAAGUAGCUAGCUGAUCUUGCCAGUCGUCGAGUCAACCAUAUUGGUAAUUGAAUAUUCAUCAAAACCUUGGCUAUUGUCUUAAAAAAAAAUAUAUAUAUAAAUUUCACGCUAUUUUAGUUUCUGCACGUCGUUUAGCUGCUCAUUUUCAGUAUUAUUAAAAUUUACAGGUAAAUUUUUAGUAUUUAACGUUCUCAAAGUUGAAAAAUGGCUGGAAAAUAAAUCAUUUAAUGUUCUAAUUUUUUUCAAUCAUUUUCUAUCUUUAGGCGUGAGUGAUACUUCAUUCUCAUCUGUUUCUACAAUUAUAUUUCAGAUCCACAUUCUGCCGUUCAACAUGCCUGGAAUGCAGCAUUACACGCAACAGCGCCAGGUUCGGAAGCUGUUCGUCAUGCUUGGGAUAAUAUUGAACAUUAUUUGCAUCCAUCACAAGGUGGUAGUCCAGCAGUGAGAAGUGCCUGGGAUCAUAUUACUCAUCCAGAACAUUAUCCGCAUCCAUCACAAGGUGGUAGUUCAGUAGUGAGAAGUGCCUGGGAUCAUAUUACUCAUCCAGAACAUUAUCCGCAUCCAUCACAAGGUGGUAGUUCAGUAGUGAGAAGUGCCUGGGAUCAUAUUACUCAUCCAGAACAUUAUCCACAUCCAUCACAAGGUGGUAGUUCAGUAGUGAGAAGUGCCUGGGAUCAUAUUACUCAUCCAGAACAUUAUCGUCAACAAUCACCACCAUAUUACCCACCUCCAUCAAAUUAUCCAUCUUAUAAUCAAUCACCACCACCCCAAAAUUAUCCACCGCCUUAUAACCAAGGCCCACUACCACCUCGGCAAGGUGGUAGCAGUAUUGCUUCAAUAUUUGGCAAAUUAGCUGGACGUUAA